Messenger RNA from Xiphias gladius (swordfish), 5464 nucleotides. It is a transcript of the gene zdhhc9, whose product is annotated as zinc finger DHHC-type palmitoyltransferase 9. Gene Ontology annotation, cellular component: endoplasmic reticulum; Golgi apparatus. Gene Ontology annotation, molecular function: protein-cysteine S-palmitoyltransferase activity. Gene Ontology annotation, biological process: peptidyl-L-cysteine S-palmitoylation; protein targeting to membrane. The transcript is spliced from 11 exons. Lineage: Eukaryota; Metazoa; Chordata; Actinopteri; Istiophoriformes; Xiphiidae. The coding region runs from base 565 to 1755 and encodes 396 amino acids. The record is from RefSeq and is a predicted model, not a curated record.
ACACGAAGGCAGGCUACACCGUCCAUUUACACACAAACACAUCCACCGCGUUUACGUUUGGUGGUUCAAGAGUACUAGAUCAGUUGCAGGUAACCGGUAGCUGCUCCACAACGUGUUUCCACUCGGACUAUUGUAGAGAACGGACGUUUGAAAACACAAAACUUUAUUGUGAAGACAAACGGUUGUGUAUUGUUUCAUUCAAUUACGGCUUUCCUGGCGCUGAAGAAAAUCAAUUUCUCAUUAAAAGGCGGUGGCCAGGCCUUUAUUUUUGCUGUAUCUUUGUUGAAGAUCGACAACUCUUGCUAAUUUACAAGGAAGACAUGACUCAGUAGUAGUAGUAGUAGUAGAAGACCGGUUUCUCGCCCAUGUCGAUAGAUGGAGACAAAACACAGGCAGUGACCCUUCCCUCUAAGAGGGACAAGUGGACCCAAACCAUGGCAGCAAAAUGCCCCCGGCAUCAUAACAGAACCAUCGGAUCCCCUCACUGUAGGGGUAAAGCAUUCAGUAUAACACCUGACAUCCAGCCGAAGGAGGACCGAAGGCCCGAGCCGGGGAGAGGACACCAUGUCGGCGGUGAUGAUAACACGAAAGGUGCGAAAAUGGGAGAAGCUCCCGGGUAAAAACACUUUCUGCUGCGACGGCCGGGUGAUGAUGGCCCGGCAGAAGGGAGUCUUCUACCUGACCCUGUUCCUCAUCGUCGGGACCUGCGCUCUCUUCUUCGCUUUCGAAUGUCCCUACUUGGCUGUGCACCUGUCUCCCACCAUCCCAGUUUUCGCCGUCUUCCUCUUCCUCUUUGUCAUGGCCAUGUUGCUGAGGACCAGCUUCAGUGACCCUGGGGUGCUGCCACGGGCCCUCCCAGAGGAAGCAACAUUCAUUGAGAUGGAAAUUGAGGCUGCCAAUGGGAACGUCCCCGCGGGGCAGCGGCCACCACCUCGAAUCCGCAAUGUUCAGAUCAACAACCAGAUCGUCAAGCUCAAGUACUGCUACACUUGCAAGAUCUUUCGACCACCUCGAGCAUCUCACUGCAGCAUCUGUGACAACUGUGUCGACCGUUUUGAUCACCACUGUCCAUGGGUGGGCAACUGUGUGGGCAAGAGGAACUACCGAUACUUCUACCUGUUCACCCUGUCCCUCUCCCUGCUCACCAUUUAUAUCUUCACCUUUGACAUCGUCCACGUGGUCAUGCGUUCAGUGGAUAAAGGCUUUUUGAACACUUUGAAAGAAACACCUGGAACUGUGCUGGAGGUGUUGGUGUGUUUCUUCACCCUGUGGUCAGUGGUGGGACUGACCGGCUUCCACACCUACCUGAUCUCUCUCAACCAGACCACCAAUGAGGAUAUUAAAGGAUCCUGGUCUGGAAAGAACAGAGUCCAGAACCCGUACAGCCACAAGAACAUCAUCAAAAACUGCUGUGAGGUGCUCUGUGGGCCGACGUACCCGAGCGUCCUGGAUAGAAGAGGACUGAUGCGGGAGGAUUUGCCUGUUUCUGCAGCAUCUGUUGCACCCGCCGUCUCCUCCUCCAGCAGUAGCAACCCAGUGCCACAAACCACGCAUGCUGUCCUCUGCCUACAGAAAACCACAGCUCCGCUCAUCCCCAAUGAGCACACACCUGACGAGGCCAAGCCGAGCAUUGCUGCUUCAGCAGAGAAGAGCCCCUCCCCCAAAGAGGAGCACCCUCCUGCUCCGAGGGUCCCGCCCCUGGCUUCACCCGAGGCUGAUGUAGAGACAUCCAUCACCAAGGGCAAGACCCAUUAGCUAUAUUAGUGGGCGGCUCCAAUCGUAGCUGACCCCCCCCUCCCCCUCCCCCCUCCUCCACCCCUAGCCUCCCAACUGCCCCCGCCCCAACAUCCUGCCUGGUCAGGAACUGGAACAAUAAUAAUCAAUGUCUGAUUACUGUGCGGGUGACUCACUUAUUCUCCGAGUCUCGCCCUACAUCCAACCAGAAGAGCAGAGUCUCUGCUGCAGCUCCUCCUCUUGCCUCCUCCUCACCAGUAACUGCAGAGGUGUUUGAGUGACACUUGCUCCUGCAGGAGGGGGAGCGAUUGAAUGGAAAGUCAGCGUCCUGCUCUGACUCCUGAACACUGCAUGGAAAAGACACGCAGGGGGAGAAGCCGCUGGGAAAACUGCAGGAAGGAAAAAAAAAAAAAAACAAAAAAAAAAAAAAACUCUGCAAACGUAUGACUUCCCCCGCAGUUCACCUGUGGGUUGCUCUGAUUGUCAGUGCUACUUCUUUUCUUUUAUUUAAAGUUGCAUAACGACAUUUAUUGUGAGAGGCCAGUUCACGUAUACUCCUUGCAAGUGUCUGGUGAAGACAAUAUUACUUCUGGACAUGUAUAGAACUUCAAACAUACAGUCAAUUUUGUUGUGUGCACAUUACAUGCCCUAUGCAAACCAUGAGAAGGCUGGACAAGCUUUUUUUUCAUUUGCUGAGUGUGGAUAAAAGCGUUUCACCUGUUAGUCUGUGAGUACACAUCGUGUCCAGGCAGGGGGAGGACAUGCAAAUCCUUAGCUGAGAUAUCCCUAAAGGCUUCCAGGCAAGUCAAAAUCUACCUUUUAUUCUUAUAUUGCUGCAUUCAGUACUUUGUUACUUAGGUGCAUUUUUUUUUUUCUUAAUUUUUAAAGUGAUCUGAUUCAGACCAACGCCUGUCCUUCAAUUUUUAUGUAAUCAAGGAUGUGGUGUGACGUUGGCGCUCUGAAAUAGAUGAAGCUGCUUAAUGCACAGUUGAAGUCUUGUUUCCAGGAGACACGUAGUCCCAGUGUGAGUGACAAAAGGCCUGAAAUCUGAUGAUCCUAGACACUCGUGGUAACAGUGCCUUAUCAUAACAGUUGCACUAUGAUAUGCAGCUGAGGUCCACCAACAGAGGAGCCCUUCAAAUCCGUUCUGCUAUAGUGUUAAAUGAGAAAUGCCAACGUUAAUACACAAAUUAGUCCACUGGUUCCCAACCAGCUGGUCGCAAGCUAAAUGUGAGAGGUCGCGAGAUGAUUAAAGGAAUACUUUGACAUUUUGGGAAAUAUUCAUUAUUUGCUUUCCUGACGAGGUUGGUACCACUCUCCCUUCUGUGUCGCCAAUAUGAAGCCACAGGUGGGAGGACAGUAAGCUUAGCUUAGCAUAAAGAUUGGAAACGGGGAAACAGGUAGCCUGGCUCUGUCCAAUGGUAAAACAUCAGACAUCAGCCUGCCAGCAACUCUGAAGCUCAUUAGGUAACACGUCAUAUUUAGUUUGUUUUAUGCUCACGCAAACUGACACGGUGGUCUGGUUGUUGGUUUACAACUGGAACUCUUCACUGACAUCCUGUUGUUUUUACAUUUCAGUAUAUGCACAAACUAGUCAUAACGAGUUAGUCAGUGAGCUGUAGAGGUGCUGGCACCUUUUAGCCAAGCUAGCCGUUUCUCCUUGUUUCCAGUCUCUCUUUGCUAAGCUAAGCUAACCGGCUGCUGGCUUUAGCGUAAUAUGAAAAGUACAGAUAUCAGAGUUGUAUCAAUCAAUCAGUCAUCUAACUCUUAGCAAGAAGUUAAAUAACCUCAUUUCUCAGAAUGUCCAAAUAUCCCUUUCAACAUAUUUCUGCUGCAUAUGACGACAAACUUGUGCUUUUUUACUAUGAAAUACUGUGAAUUUUCCUCCAGAAAUGAUAUAAAAAAUAAAAUCUGAGAAGGAAAAAAUCACUCUUUUGUUGAACUGGUCACAACUGGUAGAUAAAUGCAACCUGUGACAAGUAGAUAUUGCUGCGUUCUGAGGGGUUGCGGGAACCACUGAAUUAGACCUUGUGGAGAAAAAAAACAAGCAAAGCCUUGGUUGAAUUGUACAUAGUCUUAGCAGGUAUAGAUGUACUAAAAACCUCUCAGCUGAUGAGUGAGGAGGACCGACAUCAGCAAGGUUUCGUUUUUUUUUUUAAACUUUUGUGACGCGCAAGUGCGGCCAGUGUUAAUUUUUCUGCCUACGAGCUUGAGCACCUCCUCCCUCAAAUCACAUCAGAGCUGAUCUUCCUCAGAGUCCUCUCUCUUCCUGCCGUCUUCCUGCCUUCUCAUAUGUAACUCAUCUUCUCCUCCUUUUCCUCGCAUCUUUGCCGUGACAGUUUUUUCCUACAGCAGGCCCAAGGCUGUGCAGCCGCCUUUGGCAGGAUCAUUACCGCAGAGAGAAAACGGAAAAAGGUAUCUGUGUAUUUCAGACGGAGCGCUGCCUUUAAUGCGGCUCGAGAAUUUAUUUUGUUUGGGUCACAGGGAUCGCUCGAGGGGGGCGGCAUCCACUCGAAGAAAAAUGAGAGAAAGUGAAGCAAAUUCUUAGUAUUUAAAUGAUUUUAGCAGAUAGCAAGAGUUUGUCAUAGUGAUUGUGUUAUAUGCAAGACAAAGUUAGUGUUUGUGAAAUAUACCUGUGUAGCAAUUCUAGUGUUUCAACAGCAUCGCGUCAGACUCCGAAAUCUGCCCAAGAUUAUUAUAAGACCCAAAAUAAUUCCUCCUUAAUCUCCUAAAAAAAAUAACUUAUUUGAGUGGUAGCAUGGAAAAUAAAAUUUAGGAUGGUGGGAUUUCUGGAAUCGUUUUCGUGCAGCAGAUUAGGGCUCAAGACUGAUAUUAGACACUUUUAAACAAUAGGAGAUGAAUCCAGGCCUGCAAGUAACAAUUUUUUUUCAUUAUUGAUUCAUCUGUGGAUGAUUUUCCUGAUUAAAGGAUGAAUUGUUAGCUCUCUAUUACGUCAGAAAAUAAUGAAACGUUCAUUUUGUCCAACCAAUUGUCACCUCAAAAACUUGGUUUUGUUAUAAGAAAAUUAACAUUUGGAACUAGCAUAUUUUCUUUUUCAUUUUUACUCGAAAAAUGCUAAACAAAUAAUUGAUAAUUAAAAUUGCUGCUGAUCAAUUUUCUGUCACUCGUCUAAUCAAUUAAUCAACCAGUUGUUUCAGCUCUAGAUGAAUCCUUUUAUCCACGUUUAGUUUCUCUACAUUCAGAUGAGAAAAGGAGGGAUAACUGACACGCGUCCCCAGGAAGAUGCUGUAAGGCGCGUGGCGGUGUCGUUACUGUGAAGUUAAAGAAGUUGUGAUAACUGAAUAUUUGUUUUGAAAGAAUCUCCAAAAAAUGUUCAAUUUCCAAUGAGAAGUACUAAGCCAGGACCAGUUUUAGUGGAUUUUAUUCGUUGAAGGUACUUGAAGACAGUUUGAUUUAUCAGAUCGCUUUGCAUUGCCGUCACCAAGACGCAGAGCAGGUUUUAAAGGGACGGUUGAAUUUAGAUUUUUAGCUCUAAGGGUUUGCAGACUGUCGGGCAAGCGGGCUGAGCUGUUGUAUGUGUGUGAUUCCUGUGUUAAAAUGCCAUGACGCGAUCGGAUCUGAAUGCUCUGAUCAAUCUAUUACAUUGCAUUAUGUAUACAGAUACAGUACUAUACCAUUGAUGGAGCUCUUAUUUAUGUUCACUUUGUUAAGUAUCAACACUGUGAUUAUAUGUAUUACAUUCAAUUCACUUCUUUUUACAUGAUCAAUG